AUGCAAGAUGGAAAUGGGUGCGGAAAGUCGACUUUCGCGAACAAGCAACGAACAAGCACCUUCAACACCAUCCCUAUCAAUCGACACCACCAGUUCAACUCAUCCAUAACUAUGACUGCCCAAGCCCCCGCUGACCCUUCCGCAAUGGUUAUGCCUCCUGCUCCAGAGCGCAUUGAGUGGUACUGCACUUCUGGCCUCAAGCCAGUUAUUGAUACAACAGGGACGAAAAAAGGGAAGGGGAGAGGAGGCCAGCAGUGCUACAAAGAGGACAACAAGAGUUCGAGCGAGUGUGAUGCAGCGACGGAGAAAGCAGGAAGUGUACCAGUAAACGAGAGUAUAACCAUACUCGAUGACGACACCGAAGACGAAGCAGACAACCACCAAGCCCUCGCCAUCCCCGCUUCCUCAAUUGUCGAAUACGCCGAAGAUCUCGGGCUCCGCGCUGGUUGUGACGAUGGGAAUGGGAUAGACGAGGUUGGUGAAGAUAGGGCUGACAUAGAUUUCGAAGAAUACGAUGCGUAA
Molecule: messenger RNA, 522 nt
Organism: Stereum hirsutum FP-91666 SS1
Lineage: Eukaryota; Fungi; Basidiomycota; Agaricomycetes; Russulales; Stereaceae
Exons: 4
Coding region: 1-522 (173 amino acids)
Source: RefSeq, a predicted model, not a curated record